CCGGCGCAGCUCCUGAAGGCGGUCGGUGGCCGUGUCAUGGAUCGCAAUCCCUCGCCGCCGCCGCCCAGUCGGGACAAGAACGAGGAGGAGGAGGUGGCCGGAGGAGACUGCAUCGGCAGCACGGUCUACAGCAAGCACUGGCUCUUCGGCGUCCUUAGCGGGCUCAUCCAGAUUGUUAGCCCUGAGAACACCAAAUCCGGCUCAGAUGAUGAUGAUAAAUAUCAGAUGGAGCUUGAUGAAGAAAUGGAGAAUGAAAUUUGCAAAGUAUGGGAUAUGUCAAUGGAUGAGGAUGUGGCUUUAUUUCUCCAAGAAUUUAAUGCCCCUGACAUAUUUAUGGGAGUACUGGCAAAAUCCAGAUGUCCUCGAUUAAGAGAAAUCUGUGUGGGAAUUUUAGGUAACAUGGCCUGUUUCCAGGAAAUAUGUGUGUCCAUCAGCAAUGAUAAAAAUCUUGGGCAGGUAUUGUUGCACUGUUUGUAUGAUUCAGACCCUCCCACUCUGCUGGAAACAAGCAGGUUGUUGCUCACUUGCCUUUCCCAGUCAGAAGUGGCCAGUGUCUGGGUUGAAAGAAUCCAGGAAUAUCCAGCUGUUUAUGACACCAUUUGCUUCAUUAUGUCAAGUUCAACAAAUGUUGAUCUGCUGGUGAAAGUGGGGGAAGUUGUGGACAAGCUUUUUGAUUUGGAUGAGAAGCUGAUGUUGGAAUGGAUAAAAAAUGGGGCUGUUCAGCCUCUGGACCAAUCCCAGGAAGAUUCUAAAGAGCAGCCAGUGUUUAAAAUUGUGCCCUGUGUACUUGAAGCUGCCAAACAAGUACGCUCUGAAAAUCCAGAAGGGCUCGAUGUUUACAUGCAUAUCUUACAGCUGCUUACCACUGUGGAUGAUGGAAUUCAGGCAAUUGUACAGUGUCCUAAUACUGGAAAAGACACUUGGAAUUUACUUUUUGACUUGGCCUGCCAUGAAUUCUGCCAGUCUGAUGAUCCACCCAUUGUAAUUCAAGAACAGAAAACAGUGCUAGCUUCUGUUUUUUCAGUGUUGUCUUCCAUCUAUGCUUCACAGGCUGAACAGGAGUAUAUAAAGAUAGAAAAAGAGCUUCCUCUAAUUGACAGCCUGAUUCGUGUUUUACAAAAUGUGGAGCAUUGUCAGAAGAAACCAGAGAACUCAAUGGACUCUAACACAGAAGAAACUAAAAAGUCUGAUUUAACCCCAGAGGAUUUCCACUUGAAAAUCUUAAAGGAUAUUUCAUGUGAAUUUCUUUCUAAUCUUUUUCAGAUAUUAACAAAGGAGACUGUAGCUCAGGGACUAAAGGCGGGGCAUUUAAGCAAACCGAAGUGUUCCUGUGUAUUUCAAAACCUCCUUCCUUUCUAUAGCCCUGCAGUGGAAGACUUUCUCAAAAUCCUACAGGAAGUUGAUAAGACCCUUGCUGAUGACCUGGAAGAAAGCUUCCCAAGUUUGAAGGUUCAGACUUAAAAACUGAAUUGGAAUUUCUUCUGCCCAAGAGAUAAACUUUAUUUUCUUCACUGACAGUUGAAAUUCACAUACAGGAAAUAUUAUAUAAGCUUAUAUUAGACCAUAAUUGUCUUCGUAUUACUCGCUUACUCUUUUCCCACCCCAGCCUUUUAUUUGGCAUUGAAGUGAGACUUUUUACCACCAUCAAACCCCACCCUCCUUAUUUUUUAUUGGUUAUGUGAUGUUUGUCAUCUUCAGGUAAAGAAAACAAAAACACAAGUGUAUCCUUGAGGUCCUUUUUAGGAUAUUUGAGGGUUUGGCAAGGAUUUUCUUCAUAACUCUUUUUUUUUUUUUUAAGAGAAAAACGUUGGGUUCAUAACUCUUAAUUGGACUUUUAUGUGAGAAUUUUGUAUUUGUAACUACUACAAAUGCAUUCAGCUGCACUAAUAGAAAACCGAGCUGCAGCAGUUUAACCCACUAGAUUUCUUAGGUAAUAAGAAAUCAAGAGGUGGGCAGUCCAGUCCUGAUCUGGUGGCUCAGGGAUCCCUGACUCCUUUCCCUUCUCUGUGUGGUCCGCUGUGGAGACCUUGUGCUCAUGUUUAUUGUCUUGUGGUUAAGGAGGCUGUAUCAUCUAUGGAUUUUGCUUCCACAUUCAGGGAGGAAAAGGAGAAAGAGGCAAAUGGACUUUCUUCUUGAAAGUCUUUACCUUUUUAUUGGGAAAGGACAGCCCUCCCAUGCCAGAACAUGUCACGUAGCUAUCCAGGACUACUACUAUUUGAAAUCAAGAACUUUUUUCUUUCUAGUCUGUGUAGGAGAGAAAGCAAGAGAGAAGGGAGCUAUGAAGGCUUAUUAGAUAGCCAAUCCAUGAUGUUUGUCAUAGUAUACAAAUAUAUCUUAGCUGUUUAGUGAAUGUUAAUUGUGUUGAUUCUGUUCCAGAUUGUUAACAACUCAAAAGCAGUUAUUAGUUUAGCUUUGUUACAGUUCAGUUUUUUUCAGUGUAUGUUUGCAGAUAGAAAUGCUAACAUUUUGAUGAAAGUGCAUUAGCAAAAUUCUCUAUUUUUAGCCUAAUCCCAGUGGUUCAACUUCAGAAAAUGAUUUCCUUGAGUGAAUUCAGAUUGAGGGAAUUUAAUAACUUCUGAUUAUUUACAAAGUUUGCUAUACAUGAUUUUUCCUCUCAUAUUUUUAUCAUUCUUUAUAGUGUUUCCCAAUGAAGUAUAUUCAGAGAAUCAACCAGGUGCAUUUCUGGAAGCGUCUGGUUUGCAUUAUUUCAGAUGCUGAAAGUGGAAUUGUCAGUAGAUUUAAAAAAAAUACCAGCUUUAAGUAACAAAGCCAGCUUUUUAAACAGCUUUUCUGGUACAGACCCUUCUCAUUUUAUUGCAGGAUCUUUGGCUUGAAAGCACUGGUCUUGCCUUACAUUUGGUAUUCUUUACUUGAAUGACUUUUGCUGAUAAAAAAUCAUAGCAUUAUUUUGCAUAGCAUUAUUGGGAAGAGAUAUACAGUUUCCAGUUUGGAGGUAGUUUUAUUGUUGAAAAUGUCCCUGCUAAGAAGAAUUAAAUUGUAUAAUUAAAAUCUUAUCAUUGAAACUCCAGUCGGUAGGUUUACUUUAUAUAUAUUUGCAUGUCUUCAGUGCUGACCUUAUCUACAGGCUGAACAUGACUGUUUGUAACAUGAGAUUUCAAAAGCUCUGAUGAAAUCACCCCUACCUGCUAGCCAGUGCUGAAAAUGCCAUUCUCACUGUCUCUUGAAGUUUAAGGUUAAGAUGCUAAUAACCCUAUAAGAAUAGUACUCCAUGUUAUUAGUCAUGUGUUCCUCAUUGCAUAUGACUUUCACAUUUUGUUUUCCUGAGAACACAUUUUGAAGGGGGCAGCCUAAGGAGCUUAGCUAUCUCUGUGAAAGAGUGCUACUCAAAGCCCAUAAGUUACAAAGGGAGAGAAAAGAUGUAUUGUAGGAAGGCUAGAGAUGUCUAAGUUAUUUUCUGCUUCUCAUUUCUGCCUUGAACCUGCCUUGUUUACUUGCUACUGUCAUAACAUUAUGAGGUGGUACAUAUUUUCAUAGUUUUGAUAUGUUUGAAAAAUUCCUAAAUCUAUAAAUUAUAAUAAAUUUAAAAAAUAUA
Molecule: messenger RNA, 3553 nt
Organism: Manis javanica (Malayan pangolin)
Lineage: Eukaryota; Metazoa; Chordata; Mammalia; Pholidota; Manidae
Source: RefSeq, a predicted model, not a curated record